AAGUAUAUACGGUAGCCAUAUAAGUAGGUAUGGGUGUUAGUGACACCGUAACGAAUACUGAGGGGGAUGGUUCAGACCAUGAUUCUGAGUUGAUAUCAAGUGGAAUUUCGUGUCAAAAAAUUCAUGAAAAUUUUUCUUUUCUUUUUAAUUAUUUUCCAAUCCAUACUUUUGCGACGGAAAUUUCUACAUGAUAUCAACUCAGAAUCACGGCCUGAAGCACCCCUCAAAGUUUUCGUUACGAUGUCACUAACACCCUGUAUUUAUAAUUCCGAAGAGAUUUAAGUGGCACGGGCCGUACCAAUAUAGUAAAGUGAUUUUAUUGUCUCAGAGAUAAGAACUUAUUAUUACUAUUUUAAGUAGAGAACACAUCUAAUUAAUUGUGUUUCAAAGCGGAAACAUAACAAAACAGUUAAGAGAAGUUGGUAGUACCUUUUAAGGAAUUUAAACCUUUGCAUUCUGGAGUAUCUGCUUGAACGUUUCGUUAAAAUAAAUUAUAAAUUGCCUUUGUAUUCCACGAUUUGAAGUAGAAUUUCUACGCCAUUCUCAAAUUACUGUCCUUUACUGUGUGAGUGUUUCUUCAAGUAGGGUUUGGAAUGGAGGGUAGGAGCGGGACCCUCGGCGGUUUAUUUCGCCGAGCUGGCUGCCGAGGCGUGCUUUUUAUGGAAGCUGUCAAAAACAGUGCUCCUCCCGCCAAUGCGCCCGCCUCCUGCAUCGAUCUGACACCCCAAACCUGCGCUACUGGGGCACAGACGCUCGCGAAAUUUACCAAAACGGAUUUAUGUAUUGAUUAGGAAAAAUAUAUAUUAAGAAUGAAUGUUGUAACAACCAACCCGAAUAUCAGUUCAAUUUACCUUACUUACUUAUCAUACGUACCCACUUAAUUAAACCGAGGACACGACCGCAAUUAGAAUUUUACCUAUCGCUUUUUAUAAUGACGAGCAAUUAAAGUUGAUUAUUGAAUAUUGGUGAGAAUGAUUAGUAGCUCCCCUCUCCGCAUAGGUUUGCUAAGCUCCGCCCUUCUUCCCUUAUCUCCAAAAGCACCACCCGUCGGCCGGGGGUUGACGUGGCUACCACGCGCGGCACUUUCGCCGUUCAAUACCCGACUCUACCACGGUGUCAUACAAGCCAUAUUCACAAUUAUACAAAUUCGCUAACCGUCAUGUGUGGAGGACAGUACGACCUCCCCUCUCAGUAUAAAAUUUGUUGACUCGAUGUCUACAACCUCAGUCUUCCAACCAUCGUGACCACUAAGGUCAUUGCGUCCUCAUCCACCGAAGUGUACCGAGAGUGGCCAUGUCAGGAACGAGAACACAAGUGGCAGACUCCUCUACAUCGCCGCCUUUGAGCGAGAACCGGCGGUUGGAGUACUGCGGCCUGAAGUUCGCAUACGGCGAGGGUUCUGACGACGAGAGCCCGUCUCUGGGGGGCGAGCUGCCAAGCUGCGUGUACGCAGCCGCACGCAGCCGCCUGCAGUUGCCGCUCGCCGCGUACGUGCACCAACACACUCGCCAGCUGCACACCGAAGCUCUGCUGGAGGCGUCAUCGGAGCCUGACUAUCAGUGCGGAGGAUCCCCGUACCGCGUGCAGAGGGCAGCAGCCAACGUGCGCGAGCGCCGACGGAUGCUGAGGUCCGGCCCCAAUGGCAGUAUAAACUCGGCGUUCGACGAGCUGCGUGUCCACGUGCCGACGUUUCCGUAUGAGAAACGACUCAGCAAGAUCGAUACUCUGCGGCUUGCGAUCGCGUACAUUGCAUUACUUAGAGAGGUUUUGGAUGCAGACUAUGAUCCUUUAACGUAUGUGGAGAAAUGUCUGCGCGGCGAAAUCAAAGCCGACCGAGCACACUGGAACACUAGCGACCUGACGGCGAGACUGUCCUGGAUCAACUGGGAGAACCUGGGAGUGAACCCUCAGCGACGGAGCGUCCUCACAUCUCUGGCACUCAGCUCCGACAACCUGCAGUACUCGCACAACUAGGAACAUUCCAGAAUCGAAACCACCAUUAGGCCUAUUAGAGACUAUCAGACCUCACUUGUCCACCAAUGCUGACAACCACAAAACUGUAGGCUUGUGAGGCCCGGACUGCACCAAUGUUGAGCUGUAGUGAACUAUGUGUUAACUUUAAGUAUCAAAUAUUUAUAAUUUAAUUAAUGACGUAGGUAUGAUGUGAUGUGAAUCCAGCACAGGCCUAAACCAUCAUCACAGGCCUUUACAUCUUUAUCAGAUGAUUCAAACAGCGUUUCUGUGGCAGCUUUUAAAAUGGCUGUAAAGUCCGAUGCGAAAGCGACAGUAGCGGCCGCACGACUGGCAUUGUAGUUGAGGGUUAUUAGACGGCACAGGUGGUAAAUCAGCCCUUUCAUUUCUGUGUCGCCUCUUUCAACUCUUUGUUUGUUGAAGAAAAACAUCGUGGGGAAACCCACAUUGUCGAGAAAUGCAUUUUCGGAGGUAUGUAACCUAACCUGUAUCUAUAGGGCUGGAUUUCCCUUCGCGGGUUGGAAGGUCAGACAGGCAGUCGCUUCUGUAAAAAGCCGGACCUGUCAAACCUUCAGUUUAGGUAAGAGGAUCUUGUGAAAAACGGGAUAAUGCUAGGGAGAUAAUGAUGAUGAGUUAUUGACAUGUGCUGCGUACGACACGUGUAUACAUAGCUCUGGGGGUUUAAAAAGGCCAUAUCGAAGCAAUUUAUCUAACAACGCCAUCUAUCGUGAUUUUGGGCGACGCAGAUUGGAAAGUCCCUCAUUGAACGACGAAAGACUAUUGCAAUCAUGUUGGGUAAUAUGUUCUAAUUUGAAGAAAAUUAAUAAUACACGUGGCUUGUUUGAGUGAGCUCUUUGUUAACAAAUAAAGUAGGUACAUAGAUUAUAUUAGUGUCCUAUAAUGUACUCAAUUACUAGAAAGGUUUUCACUCUGUAUCAUUAGAAGAGAACCACAUAUUCACAAUAUUUUUCUAUCAAACUGAGUAAGGGUGAGUAACAGUGGCUACCUACUAUUUAUCUUAUGAUUAGUGAUGGGAUCAAAAAUAAGCAAUCGAAUUAUUCGAAUGACCUACAAUCAAAUGGAAUCAUUCGUCAACAAAAGGCCAUUUGUCAUUGGAAUGAAAAUUUAUCAUUCAGAUGAUAAUUCGAUUCAGCUCAUUUUUUGGUCACAAUAAAAGUGUUAAGGUUAAUAAAGUGUAUUAAGCGCAAAUAAUUGUUGAAAUUAUGAAAAAUCCUUCGAAAAUCUUUUUUAUUUUCAUUCGAAUAAUUUGUAAUAGCCUACAAUCGAUGUAAAUUAUAGAAACUGCCAAUUCGAAUGAAUCAUUGAUAUUCACCCAUCACGAAUUAUGACCUACUUCUACUUAGACUAGUAAUGUAGAAAAAAGAAACGUUCAAUUUUCACUUUAGUUUGUUAAUUUGUAAGUAGUUGGAUGGUGCAAUAUUAAUGUAAGAUAGUACAACAUAAACAUAGGUAGUAUAUAUUAUAGAUUACAUACUUACUUUUAUGUGU
Messenger RNA from Pectinophora gossypiella (pink bollworm), 3480 nucleotides. RefSeq names its product T-cell acute lymphocytic leukemia protein 1 homolog (gene Fer2). The coding region runs from base 1294 to 1974 and encodes 226 amino acids. Gene Ontology annotation, molecular function: protein dimerization activity; DNA-binding transcription factor activity, RNA polymerase II-specific; RNA polymerase II transcription regulatory region sequence-specific DNA binding. The record is from RefSeq and is a predicted model, not a curated record. Lineage: Eukaryota; Metazoa; Arthropoda; Insecta; Lepidoptera; Gelechiidae. The transcript has 6 exons. Gene Ontology annotation, biological process: developmental process; regulation of transcription by RNA polymerase II.